Molecule: messenger RNA, 2343 nt
Organism: Fonsecaea pedrosoi CBS 271.37
Lineage: Eukaryota; Fungi; Ascomycota; Eurotiomycetes; Chaetothyriales; Herpotrichiellaceae
Exons: 3
Coding region: 1-2343 (780 amino acids)
Biological process (GO): regulation of GTPase activity; regulation of actin cytoskeleton organization
Cellular component (GO): cell cortex
Molecular function (GO): protein binding; GTPase activator activity
Source: RefSeq, a predicted model, not a curated record
AUGGCGGUCGCAACCAUGCUUCAGCCGGCCUCACGAGCCUCGACUUCGACCAACUCCUCCUUCGAACCUGUCAGCCGUACCAACACCUUCUCCAGCCACGAUGGCGCUCGGUCCUUGCGACAGAGCAAACGGGUUAGCAUGACCGCGCUCUAUGCGAGUAUGAGCGCAAAAGACAAAGAUUUGGAAAUCAGCGAUGACCUCGCACGAGCACAGCGCUCGCUCAGGGACUUGAAGGUCAAGAUUUCAAACCAGUCCAAGAAGAAUUUUGUCCUCGAGAAGGACGUCCGCUACCUGGACUCCAGGAUUGCUUUGUUGAUCCAGAAUCGUAUGGCUCUAGAAGAGCAAAAUGAGGUUGCCAGUCACCUUGACGAGGCCGCCGAGCUCCAGGAAGGCUCGUUUCCGAACGACGACAAGACUCAGAAAUACGGCAACCUAUUCUUCAUGCUUCAGUCAGAACCCAGGCAUAUCGCUCAUCUAUGCCGUCUGGUCACCAUGGCCGAAAUCGAUUCACUGUUACAGACCGUCAUGUUUACAAUCUAUGGAAACCAAUACGAGAGCCGAGAAGAGCAUCUACUGCUGACCAUGUUUCAAUCGGUCUUGACCCACCAGUUCGAGACAACACCUGAAUAUUCCUCCCUUCUCCGGCAAAACACUCCCGUUUCCCGCAUGAUGACGACCUAUACUCGACGCGGCCCGGGACAGAGUUUUCUCAAAGAAGUCCUCGCUGAAAAGAUCAACUCGCUGACCGAGCUGAGCGAUGUGGAUCUUGAGAUCAACCCCCUGAAAGUCUACGAGGCCAUGGUGAAGCAAAUCGAGGAAGACACCGGUACUCUUCCAGAAGACCUACCCCGGUCUGUGACUGCCGAAUUUGCUGCGGAGAACGAACAAGUGCAGGCCAUCAUUACGCCCCGCCUCAAGAUGCUGACUGAAAUCGCCGAAGGAUUCUUAUCUGCUAUCAUUGAGUGCCUAGAGGAGACCCCGUACGGGAUUCGCUGGAUCUGCAAACAGAUUCGGAAUCUGUCGCGGCGCAAGUACCCUGACGCCCAGGACCAGGCUAUUUGCACCCUGAUUGGUGGCUUUUUCUUUUUACGCUUUAUCAAUCCUGCCAUUGUCACUCCAAAAUCUUACAUGCUGAUUGAGCGAGUGCCCGACGAGAAGCCCAAAAGGACUCUGACCUACAUCGCUAAGAUGCUUCAGAACCUGGCCAACAAGCCAUCCUACGCCAAGGAGCCGUACAUGGCCAAGCUCCAACCGUUUAUCCAACGGAACAAGGAUCGCUGCAACAAGUUCAUGUUGGACCUGUGCGAAGUUCAAGACUUUUAUGAGAGCCUGGAGAUGGACAACUACGUGGCGCUAUCCAAGCGUGAUCUUGAGCUUCAGAUCAGUUUGAACGAAGUGUAUGCUACUCACGCGUUACUUGAGAAGCAUAGCACGGAAUUGGCCAAAGAUCCUUCUUCUCAUCUGGGAAUUCUACUGCAGGAACUUGGCCCGGCACCACCACAAUUACCUAGAAAAGAAAAUCGGGCAAUCAAUCUGCCUCUCUACAGCAAGUGGGAGACAACCUUUGACGACCUGACCCAUGCGCUCGACAUCACUCCAGAAGAGAUUCACUUUAUGGAGGCCAAGAGCACCUUUGUGCAGAUCAUGCGAACUUUGCCACAGAACGCGAUUGUUCUGCGACGCCCUCUUCGUCUGGACCGGGUGGCGGAAGCAGCGGGGACCCUCAAGAAUGACGCCGUCAUGGUGCGGAAAGGCAUCCGAUGCAUGGAACUUCUAACGCAACUUUCCGAAUGGGGCGUGAUAGACCGUGCCGACGACUAUGCUGUGCUCCGCGAUGAAGUUGAGCAGGAGCUGGCCCACCUCGGCUCGUUGAAGGAGAAGGUGUUGGAGGAGACGGCCAAGUUGGAGGAUGUUUAUAAGACGAUUCGGGACCACAACGCAUACCUUUUGUCCCAACUCGACACGUACAAGAAUUACCUGCACAACGUCCGAAGCCAGUCUGAAGGUGCGAGAAGAGGCAAGACGGAGAAGGUGCGCGAACUCGGCCCGUAUAAGUUCACCCACGCUCAGCUGGAGAAAGACGGCGUGAUUACGAGGAGCAAUGUGCCCGAGAACCGGAGAGGUAAUAUCUUCUUUAUGUUCCGAAGCCCACUCGCAGGAACUUUCGUCAUCAGCUUGCAUUACAAAGGACGUGCUCGUGGUCUCCUCGAGUUGGACCUCAAGUUAGACGAUCUGCUCGAGAUGCAGAAAGAUGGUCAGGACGACCUCGAUCUGGAAUAUGUGCAGUUUGAUGUCUCCAAGGUUCUGACCCUGCUCAACAAACGAUUUGCAAGGAAGAAGUAG